AACCAUAUAAAUGAGGAAAGUGUCGCUUCUUCAGACAUUUUCUGUACUGAUUUCGUUAAAUAAUUUCGAAAAUGAAAGUUACUCUUGUUUUGUGUGUAUUGUUUACUUUUUGCGUAUUUGUGAACGCCAGACCAGAUGAAAAGUAUACCACUAAAUAUGACAACGUAGAUUUGGAUGCUAUUAUCAAAAACGAUAGAUUACUACGUAAUUACGUAGACUGUCUUUUGAGCAAGAAGAAUUGUACAAAGGAUGGAGAGGAGUUGAAAAAGAUUUUGCCUGAUGCACUCAAAACUAGAUGUGAAAAAUGCAAUGAGAAACAAAAAGAAGGUGCUAGAAAGAUGAUACACUACCUUAUCAAGGAAAAAAGAGCAUGGUGGAACGAACUGGAAGCAGUUUACGAUCCCGAGGGUACCUAUAGAAAAACAUAUGCCGAUGAACUGAAGAAAGAAGGAAUCGACCUUAGUUAAAUCGAUAAUAUUGUGGGUCUUACCAAAUUGAUAUUGAAAUAUAACUGAAAGUACUAAUCAA
This is a messenger RNA of Leptinotarsa decemlineata (Colorado potato beetle), 528 nucleotides long. Its product is annotated as ejaculatory bulb-specific protein 3. NCBI's taxonomy places the organism in Eukaryota, Metazoa, Arthropoda, Insecta, Coleoptera, Chrysomelidae. The record is from RefSeq and is a predicted model, not a curated record.